Messenger RNA from Cotesia congregata, 549 nucleotides. Lineage: Eukaryota; Metazoa; Arthropoda; Insecta; Hymenoptera; Braconidae. The record is from the annotation of a GenBank genome assembly.
AUGUUCGGUGACAAGUUUUCGAUUAUUUUUAUAUUUUUUGGAUUGUUCUGCAAUAUUGUGGGAAGAAAUGCAGAAGCUUCAAGAAAAAUUGUUAAUGUAGAUGAAAAAAAUUUUGGAAAUUUUGACGUAUUGAACGUUAAAGUUAAUAAACAAGAUGGUAAAACUGAAAGCAAAAAAAUUGUCAUUGUUAAUAUUGAUAAUUUAAAUUUGACUGUUGAUUCUACAAGAGGAGGAGUUUGGAUUUAUUUAAAAAACGUAACUAGCCCUGAAAGCAAAAAGAAGAUCAAUAUCUUAAUCAACGACAUAGUCGUAGUCCUCGACACCAGGAACUACGUAACUUUGUCUAUAAAAAGCACCAAGAGCAUCAACAACAAUAACAACAACAACAACAAUCAGAUAAUCAUGAACGGCAAUGACUUAAUUAUCAACUUCAAUAAUGGCAAUGUCUUCGUCAGCUCUAAUGACAUUAAUGAUAUCGACAUCAACUUCCACUGGGAUAGCGCUGCGUUUUCUACUACUAUUGGCGAAAAUUUGGAAAUAAUUUUCUGA